AAAAAAAAAAAAAAAAAAAGUUAAAGUCAAACAAACAAACAAUUCAAUAAAAAAAAACAUAGAAACAAGAUAAAAGCAAUGUCAUCAGUUCGAAAAUCAAAGAAUGCUGUCGACUUGACACAGAAAACAUUUUUCGUAAUGACGGGUGCUAGUCGUGGCAUUGGCCGAACGAUGGCCAUUGAAUGUGCUGCCAAAAUGGCAACGGGUUCGGUAAUUGUGCUAAUUGCACGAACCGCAGCUGGUCUUGAAGAAACAAAAGCCCAAAUUCUUGCCAAAAAUCCAUCGAAUGUGACGGUAUUUUUGAUAACACUCGAUCUGACACGUCCAUCAGCCGAGCAAAUAAGCUCGCAGAUUUUUGAUGCCACACUCAAUGAACGUAAUCUUGACGAAUUUAAAUUGGCAAUGAUUGUGCACAAUGUCGGUAGCAUUGGUGAUGUUAAGCGAUAUGCAAAAGAUUUUUGUGAUAUGGACGAAUGGCAUGAUUACUAUGCAAUUAAUGUAUUUUCUGUGAUUGCAAUGAAUACGGAAUUUUUGAAGCGAUUCAACACACAAACGCGUCGAUUGGUUGUUAACAUUUCAUCUAAAUUGGCACUUCAACCAUGCAAGAGCUUAACCAUGUACUGCUCCGGCAAAGCAGCACGUGAAAUGUAUUUUCGCACAUUGGCAUUGGAAGAAUGUGAACGCGAUUCAGCAUUGAGCAUUUUGAAUUAUGCACCAGGUCCUGUGCAAACUGAAAUGACUGAAGAAAUUGAAACGAGCGCUGUGGAAUUUGGUGUUCGUGAAGUUUUCAAGGGAUUACGCGAAACAAAGACAAUGUUACAGCCAAUCGAAACGACCAUCAAAUUCUUAAGGGUCAUUGAAAGUGGUGACUAUGAAUCGGGAGCGCACAUCGAUUACUACGACAAUUGACAAUAAAAAAAA
Contarinia nasturtii (swede midge) is the source of this 921-nucleotide messenger RNA. Its product is annotated as sepiapterin reductase-like. The record is from RefSeq and is a predicted model, not a curated record. Gene Ontology annotation, biological process: tetrahydrobiopterin biosynthetic process. The transcript has 2 exons. Gene Ontology annotation, molecular function: sepiapterin reductase (NADP+) activity. Lineage: Eukaryota; Metazoa; Arthropoda; Insecta; Diptera; Cecidomyiidae. Bases 79 to 909 code for a protein of 276 amino acids.